Molecule: messenger RNA, 303 nt
Organism: Venustampulla echinocandica
Lineage: Eukaryota; Fungi; Ascomycota; Leotiomycetes; Helotiales; Pleuroascaceae
Exons: 1
Coding region: 1-303 (100 amino acids)
Source: RefSeq, a predicted model, not a curated record
AUGCUCAACAACGCGUACCUCGCUUCACAGAUCCGCCAGCCUGAGCGGAAGUACGGAAAUGGCGACUUCAAGUAUUUCCAAGGCCUCUACAGCCAGUCUCUGAUCCGCAUGCGCCAGAUGGACCACGGCCUGCGAGCAGGUGCUGCUGCGGUGACGGGCGAGAGUCGUUACGACCGGAUUUCGCGAGUGAAGACGGCGGCGGCUUGGAUGAAUGCGCGCGACCAGAUCCACAAGGAUAUCGGGGAGCGAAAGGCUGAGAGUCACCGUAUCUUCCAGGUCCAGCUCGCGAUGUUGUCAGCGUGA